AUGUCGUCUGCUACCUGCUCCACCCAGGCUGCGCCACUAGACGACCCACACUCUGAGAUUGAGCUGGCUCCCUCUCUUCCAUAUGAACCCAUCGCUCUUCCUCGUCUCGCAUCUCCUGUUUCUACUCCCUCGUCUCUCCUGGCUCCCUCAGGCCUAGCAAGAUCUUUUUCUGUUUUUUCCAAACAUGGCUCUAGACCCAAAGCCGCCAGCGACUCCAGGUCUGCAAAGCGCGAAUCCUACAAUCUUACCGGCACUACAUUCCUCAUUACUAAUGAUGGACGGACGCUCAAGCUGCCUGUUGCUUCGGAAAGCAAAAGUGACCCCCUCAACUGGGGCACCUGGAAGACUGCUGGCGCCAUGUUCUCCAUUGUUCUCUUCUCCGCCGUUUCUUUGACUGCUGCCCAAGCGGCAACCGUCAUCCUAGAAAGUGUCCGGGCCAGCUUCGAAUACGAGGCAUUUCUUAUGGUGAUUGACCUGACCUAUAUCAAUCAAAGAGCGCGAGCAGUCUCCUUCAUGUGGUGCGUGGCGGGCUGUUGCGGCACGUCUGGUGUAGCCCUGGUACCAGUUAUAGCGGAUUAUGGGCACAACUGGCGCGCGUUCUACCUUUACUGGACUAUACCGCUCACCAUAUCAUUCAUCGUCUCCUUCGCCCUCUACCCAGAGACAUACUUUAAGCGACCAACAGUGGCCUUCAACGGCCUCAUCCUCAUGCAAAGCGCGACCGAGAAGCUGACCGUCUACCGAGACCGCGACGUGGACCCCACCAUAUAUCGAGACCUUCCCGAAUGUCCUGCUCGCACAGGGUUCGCCGGGUUCCGCGACCGCGUCGGCCUCUCCCGCUCUCCUUUUGCGUCGUGGAGUUCAGCAGGCCGGUGCUAUGUCCAGAUGGCCUACUGUGCCGCCAACCCGCUCAUGUUUUGGGUCUUCGUCGCAUCUGGUUUUAACUCGGCAAGCAUGCUCUUCAUCGGCGGAACAAGCAUAGGCGUCCUAGUCGCACCUCCCUACAACUUUGCGCCAGAACUCCUGGGCACCAUCAACAUGGCAUCCGGGUUGGGAGCACUACUGGCACUUCCAGCGUGCUGGAUAAUUGUCUGUAAUGCUCUUAAGAGACUUUCUGAGCGCAACCGCGGUGUGCUAGAGGCCGAGCACUACCUCAUCGCUUACAUUCUGCCAGUCAUCUUCGGUGCCUUCAGCUCUAUGCUGUACGGCGCUGCAGUCAGGUUUCAAUGGCAUCCUGCCGCUCUAUAUCUGACUUACGGAACCAACGGUUUUUCCUUUGUUAUGUUGAUGACUGCAAACACUCUUUGGGUCGCCGAGGCAUUCCCAAGAUGGGCUGCUCCAGCACUUGCCGUAGUCAUUGGAGGUUGUUUUUUGCUGAGUUUUGCGUUGAGCUUUGCCCUCGAGCCUUGGAUCAAGGCCCAAGGAUACCUUUGGGUCGGUUUCCAGCUCAUGUGCUUCCAGAUUCUUGGUGGGCUCGUCGCUAUGCCGGUCGCAUUCUGGGGAAAAAGUAUGCGCCAAGCUAUCGCAUGCCGAUGGGCAGACGACCGCAGUGGGGCUCUACGCCCACUCUGAAUCUCCCUUUCCUUUUUGUUUUCGACCCUUGCUAGCGA
Messenger RNA from Exserohilum turcica Et28A, 1610 nucleotides. RefSeq lists its product as uncharacterized. The transcript is spliced from 2 exons. The coding region runs from base 1 to 1572 and encodes 523 amino acids. The record is from RefSeq and is a predicted model, not a curated record. Gene Ontology annotation, molecular function: transmembrane transporter activity. Gene Ontology annotation, biological process: transmembrane transport. NCBI's taxonomy places the organism in Eukaryota, Fungi, Ascomycota, Dothideomycetes, Pleosporales, Pleosporaceae.